AUGGCACCACCAGCAACGCAGUUCGAGCUCGCGCAACCUCCCAACGACGCCAUCUCGGCGCUCGCAUUCUCGCCCGACUCGCCGUCGCGCCUGCUAGCCUCGUCCUGGGACAAGAACGUCUAUCUGUACGACACGCUACGGAACAGCGAGGAAGGGGCCCACGGGACCUUGUUGCGAACAUUCGAGCACCGCGCGCCGGUGCUAGACGUGUGCUUCGGGCGCGAUGGCAACGAGGCCUUCAGCGCCGGCAUGGACUGGCAGGUCCGGCGCAUCGACCUCGAAAGCGGCGAGCAGACCACCCUGAGCAAGCACGCCGCUCCCGUGCGGAGGGUCGUGUAUAGCAAAGAACACUCUCUCCUCAUAUCCGCCUCCUGGGACAGCACGCUGCACGUGCACGACCCAACGAACCCGUCCCUCGGCCCCCUCGCCAUCCCCCUCCCCGGCAAGCCGCACGCCAUAGCCGCCAGCCCGUCCAAGCUCGUCGUGGCCAUGACCUCGCGCCUCGUGCACAUCUACGACCUGUCCGCGCUCUCCGCCUCCCUAUCCUCCCACCCAGACCAGCAGCAGCAGCAGCCUCCUCAACCCUGGCAGCAGCGCGAGUCCUCCCUCAAGUUCCUCACCCGCGCCGUCGCCGCCAUGCCCUCCGACGCCGGCUACGCCACCUCCUCCAUCGAGGGCCGCGUCGCCGUCGAGUGGUUCGACGCGAGCGCCGAGUCGCAGGCGCGCAAGUACGCAUUCAAAUGCCACCGGACGGCCCAACCACAAACCGACGGCGGCGGUAGCACCGCCACCACGGACGUCGUAUACCCCGUCAACGCCCUAGCCUUCCACCCCGUCCACGGCAGCACCUUCGCCAGCGGCGGCGGCGACGCCACCGUCGCCCUCUGGGACGCCGAGGCCAAGCGCCGCAUGAAGGUGUACCAGAAGUUCGCCGACAGCGUCGCCGCCCUGGCCUUCAGCCCCGACGGCCGCUACCUCGCCGUCGGCGUGUGCCCCGGCUUCGAGACCGGCAUGGAGGACUACAGCGGCGAGGGCCGCACCAAGAUCUUCGUCCGCGAGCUCGGCGAGAACGAGGCCUUGCCCAAGGGCAAAGGGAAGUAG
Messenger RNA from Daldinia caldariorum, 1101 nucleotides. RefSeq names its product mitotic checkpoint protein BUB3. Gene Ontology annotation, cellular component: mitotic checkpoint complex; bub1-bub3 complex; kinetochore. Bases 1 to 1101 code for a protein of 366 amino acids. Gene Ontology annotation, molecular function: ubiquitin binding. The transcript has 3 exons. Gene Ontology annotation, biological process: mitotic spindle assembly checkpoint signaling. The record is from RefSeq and is a predicted model, not a curated record. NCBI's taxonomy places the organism in Eukaryota, Fungi, Ascomycota, Sordariomycetes, Xylariales, Hypoxylaceae.